CCGUCAUCAUCUGACGUCACCGAUAAAACGACGAAAGAAUCGUCGUUCGUCGUUGAAUCGUUCUUCCAGUUGAAUCCGAUUCCGGGCGAUAAGAACAGAACAACGACCCAAGACCUAACCCUUUAAUUUAUUUUCUCAUUCUAGAUAACAGGAAAUUGUAAAUCGUAAUCAUAUCGUAAUUCGUAAUUAAUUAAUAAUUAUUGUGGAUUCGUGUUAUUUGUGUAUGUUUAGAUUAUUUUAUUUGAGUGAUGGUUAAAAUAAAAUCUUCACGCUAAGGGAUGUUGUGACGAAGAAAAGAAAUGAAAAAACCCAUUGUGAAAUUGUAACACUUCAGUAUACAUUGAGUGUUGGUUCGAUUUAAAGAUAGAUCAUGUCACCGUCGGUCGUCGAUAACUUGUUCGGAAAUUUGAUCCACGAGCAAUCAAAUGGAAUGUGAAUCAAAAUCUAAAAAGAUGGUCACCACUCUUCAAUCUCGCAAAGAAGCCUUAGAAUGUAAACUACGCGAGAAAACAGCCGAAUUGAAGAAACUAUGUAUCCAGGAAGCCGAACUGACAGGUGUUUUACCACCUGAAACACCCAUCGAACCGGGCGACAGUCCGCCAGUAUUCCGACGCAGAAUUGGUACCUCGUUCGCGUAUCCAGAAAACCUGAUAAACAAAUUGAAGUCCAAAGAAGAAGAAUCGUUGGCUAAAUUAGAACUCGAAUGUAAAAUACAAACCAGUAUAGCCGAAGCAGCGCUUGGCUUAGCUAACGACGGUAAUGCUAGUAAAUCGAUACGAAGAAAGCAUAGAUUAAUGUACCAACAAAGUCAGCGUCGUUUGUCCGAACUCGAAGCUAGACUGAAUGUUCGCAGGCAAAGUGUUAAAAGUACCAAUCAACUGAAACAGAGGAAAAAACCUCGACCUCCUUUGACCGAAUUAGACUGCGUAGAUGGACCGGAAGCAUCAGCAGAGGUUGAUCCUCACUUCAAAGAUUCCUAUAACGAAGAUCCCGCUAGUUUAUCUACAAUCAAUAGAGAAAUACUUCGUAAUAGUCAAUUCUACAAUAGUUUCGGUAAAUCUCACAAUCACCCCGGAUAUGUUCAUCAUCAAAAUCAACAUGUAAGUAAAAAUACCUGGGACCGUAAUUUACAAUAUCGUCGCAGUGUUGAAAGACCUCGUCAUAAUUCCGGUUGUUACGACGCCGAAAAUACGAACUGGUUGGAAGAUAGUAAUAUGUGGCGUAAUACAGCCCCCAUCGGGUAUUUUUCCAACCAAUGCUAUACCACUUUACCAAAUGAAAGUCCCACCAGAAUGAAAUCUCGAUAUGGAAGUUUGGACAGAAGAUACAAAAAUUCUGAUUUCACCGAAGAAUAUCCUAGAUACCCGGGUUCAUCUCACGUUACUCCAUCACCUCCGGCGUGUACUCCUGUUCAACACACCGAACCGAAUCUUAGACCUCCUAGUUUUAUUCCAUCACCCGAUUCUUCACUAGCUAACGUUGUACUACUGCCAAACCAAACGUACCCAGAAAACAGUCUCAUGCGAACGCAAUCCUUAGGCAACGUCGAACACUCUCGUAAAAGCUUAGAUACUCAUUCGUUGCAAGAGAAAGUGCAAGAAAAUUUCCAAUCCAAUACAUUGGACAGGAAACCCAAGGAAAAAGAAUGGCGAGAAACGUCGCUAGAUUCAGACUGCUAUGAAAGACGUAGUUGUACUCCACCGCUACAUCCGAGAGCAUCCAAAAUACCCGAGUCACCUGUACCCCAAAGACCGUAUUCUCGCAGAAGUACACGAACACCUCCACCUCCUCCUUUACCCCCUCCUCCCCAUUGUUCAGCACCUUCAACACCGCCUCCCAUUCCAGCACAGAGCAAGUCUCCUGUCAAGUCUCCUACGUUGAUUGAGUCAACUGUACCGUUUGAAUCGCCAAAGAAUCACACUGUCGUCGAAGUUGGUAAAUGGCAGCCUUAUCGCGAAGUUACCAAGCCUUUCGAGAUGAGUGAUUUCUACAAAUACAGUACCAAGUUUAGAAAAAGCCCAGCUCCCGAGCAAAAGCCACCGAGCGAACAUCACACGUUGCCUCAGAAUCGAAAUAUACCUUAUAGGCAACUAUUCCCGGACAAUACUCAUGGAAUACAUAGAAGUCACGAAGAUAUAAAUAAGAAUACUUUAAACAAAGAGAAUCAAUUUUUCGAUACUAAACCACUCAAUAAUAUUACUUACAGAAAACACCGUCCAUUGACCAUGAUGGUUAGUGAUAACAACGGUUAUUGUGCUACUAUUGAGUCGUGGCAUAAUGAAGAUUCCUAAAUGCUAAUCCAUGGCAAUAAAUUUUUAAUGUGACUGACUCUGAGCAUUGUCAGUGAUCUAAUUUUAACAAUAAUUUGGGACCAGCAAUGUGUUCUUUACUUUGUAACGAAUUGCCUUGUAUUUAUGAUUGUGAAACGAGUUUUUAAAAAUAAUUUUAUCAUUGUUAUAUUUCGAAAGUAACUUUCGUCUUGGUUAAAAAUUUUCUAUGUUUUUUUGUACGUGUAUUUUUAAAUUUCGUAUUUUUUUACUUUUUAAAUUGGUUAUUCUUAGAAA
Planococcus citri (citrus mealybug) is the source of this 2564-nucleotide messenger RNA. Its product is annotated as probable serine/threonine-protein kinase samkC. NCBI's taxonomy places the organism in Eukaryota, Metazoa, Arthropoda, Insecta, Hemiptera, Pseudococcidae. Gene Ontology annotation, biological process: establishment of epithelial cell polarity. The record is from RefSeq and is a predicted model, not a curated record. The transcript has 3 exons. Bases 426 to 2291 code for a protein of 621 amino acids.